GGCGGACAUUGGGUAGACGAGGACGAGUGCGGAACUAUAGUGAUUCCCGAUUAACCGAGAACAAGGGAGAAGGAUGAAAAAUGGGGAGGACGAUGGGGUGCGAUCGAGGCUCUCGGUAAAGAGGAAGAGAGAAAUAAGCUAAAAUACAUGUACGCGCGUGCGUGAGCGGAGGGAGAGACUAAGGGGAGAGCGGAUUGAGUGUGUAAGAGAGGGAGAACGGCAUGGCCAGAGGGGAAAGACGAGAAGCGGAGAAGCUGAAGAAGGGGCAGAAGACAGGCCGGAACUUCAGACGUCUACGGACCUGCCCGCGAGUCUCGUUCCCUCCCUUUAAUUAAGUUUUUGCACGUUUUUCUCGCGCUAUCAUUUUCUCCCGUUAGAGUUAGGCCGUCUUCACCAAGCGAGAGGAGAUCCUAAUCGCGAGAGAUCGGGAUGGCCCACGCCGCGUCCAACGAUGUCAACGAGAAGAGCUACAUCCUGGACGCGAAAAAGAACCUCGAGGACGUCGGCAGUGUCGCAUCGGAAGAGUCCUACGAUGACACGAGACACCUAGUCGGGGAGCAGGAAGGAGAGUCCGACAAAUUCAGCAGCCUGCCGCUUGCGAGUUUCAAUUUCAUCAAUUCCAUCAUCGGCAGCGGCGUCAUCGGAAUACCGUAUGCUCUGCAUCAAGCCGGCUUCGGUCUCGGCAUCGCCCUGUUAAUCUUAGUAGCGGCACUGACCGAUUACUCGUUAAUUCUUAUGGUGCGAAGCGGACACAUUUGUGGCGAGAUGAGUUAUCAGGGCCUGAUGCGAGCGAGUUUCGGCCGCGUCGGCUUCUACAUUCUCACGGUGUUGCAGUUCAUUUAUCCGUUCAUAGCGAUGAUCUCUUACAACGUCGUCGUCGGCGACACGGUCACCACGGUCCUGGUAAGAAUGACGGGGACGGACCAAUGGAACAUUUUCGCUCAUCGAAACAUCGUCACCCUCUUGACGACCCUCUGCAUCAUCGUCCCGCUUUGUCUGUACAGGAACAUCGCGCGGUUAGCGAGAAUCUCCUUCCUCUCUCUGGUCUGCAUCGGGUUCAUUCUCCUCGCCAUCUUCAUCCGGAUGGACACUAUGUCCGACACGGUCCCGAGUCAGAAGGACAGCUGGAGGUUCGCCAAUUUCUCAGGGAUCGUCCAGUCCAUCGGUAUAAUGGCGUUCGCCUUCAUGUGCCAUCACAACACCUUCCUGAUUUACGGCUCGAUUGAGAGAGCGACCCAGCAGAAGUGGGACGUGGUGACGCACUGGUCUCUCUUCACCUCUUUCCUGAUCGCCGCGGCCUUCGGGAUUGCCGGUUACGCGACCUUCACGUCGUAUGUUCAGGGCGAUCUGAUGGAGAAUUACUGCUUGGACGACGAUCUGAUGAAUUUCGCCAGGAUCAUGUUCAGCGGCACCAUACUCCUCACCUUUCCGAUCGAGUGCUUCGUUACGCGCGAGGUGCUCAUGACGGCGAUCAAGGGGACGGAAAAAUUGGAGGGAGACGAGGCUUAUGUGCCUGAUUCGGACCGUAAGUACCUGAUAAUCACCUUGGCGAUAUUAUUCAUAGCAUAUCUGAUCUCCACGUGGACGGACUGCCUCGGCGUCGUUCUCGAGUUGAACGGCAUCCUCGCCGCGGUGCCGCUCGCCUACAUUCUGCCCGGUCUCUGCUACCUCAAGCUCGAGGAGGGGCCCGUCCUCUCGUCCAAGAAGCUGCCGGCGCUCGGCCUGAUGGUCGCUGGUAUUCUGGUCGCCAUCUCGGGUCUCCUGCUGAUUAUAUUCAACAAUAAUUCAGUCGGUACCUGCUUUCACGGCAUAGCGUCGUAUUGCACCCCCGAAAAUGGGACGACGCCGUAUAGCGAGGUGAUCAUGGUGUCCACCGAAAACUACAACAACACGGAGAGCCCGAGAUCUGAGCUUAACGGUUAAGCACGGUAAAUCUCUAGCUUAAUCGUAGGUCUGCUAAAUUGGUGAAAGUAUAGCCGGGUGAUUAAUUUUGUGGGAGAAAUAACGUAUAACAUUUUGACGCAUCCAAUAUAUAAUUGCUUCGAAAAUCUCAAAACGUGAAAUUUUACAACAAACUUGCGGGAAAAGAGUUGAAAGUUUCUACAAGAUCAGAUACGGCAGGAUUUUAUCUAUGACUAAAUAUAUUAUUCCAAUGAGAAGGUACCCGAGAUUAUAAUACCGUGUCGUUAAACGGAAAAUAAAACUGCGCAAAUCAAACUGGUUGUAAAUCAAACUAGUUGUAAAUCAGGUUUAAAGAGAAAUAGCGAUUGUGCUAUUGUGAUGUCCUAAUCGAUAGAUCUCAUAUUGUGGAAACAUUUUAUGCUCUACAGUAGACUUUAAUAUUAAAUAUGUGGGACGUAAAUUUAUAGGGGGAAAAAAAAACGGAAUGUUAUUGUUUACGUUAACGAUGGGGAACAUUUAAUUAUAUUGGACAAAAUACUGUUCCCUCCACGAUUUUAUUCCACGAUAUCGGGAUGAUAUGAUUGGAAAAUCAUAUAUCUCGAACGCAUGAUUAUCGCAAUAUAAAAUCAAUGCAAUAUAGGAUUCGGCUUACGAGCGAGAAAUCCGUAAAAAAUUGGCAAUAGAUAUAUAAUCGUUCUUUCCGUCAUUUAGUAAAGUGUACAGACCUAUAUAAAUAUUUGUCGCACACAAAUUUACCGAGUCACAGAGUAAAAUCGUAAUCUUUCAAGUGUGUAACGAGUUUGGGAUUUACGACUGAAGACGAUUAAUCAAUUCUCCGCGACGCAUAUUAUUAGAGUCUCAGAAUCUUAAUGUACCAAUCGAGAUAAUUAUUGAACUUCCGAUACUAUUAUUGUACGUAAUAUAUAAUAUAUAUAGAAAGGACUCUUGUGUAUUUAGUCCUGAUAAAGUUCCAGAGGUACGGCUCUAACGUGAAAACAAAAUCUCUGUGGUUAUAAAAAAUGCGCGAAUUUUAAGGAAUAUAUUUUAAUUUUAAAGAAUAGUUAUUGCGAUUAGAAAAUGAUGACUAGGCAACUAACGUAAAGAAUACGUGAGCUAAAAUAUCAUUAUAUUUUUAAAAAGAUGUUGAACAGACAAAUAGUUUAUAAACGAGAAGAUAUUAUGUAUAUGUACGUUGUAUAUCUAUAUAUACACCACACAUAUAUGCACACUACGUUUGUAUUUUUUCGUGAUACGGGACUAAUAUUGAAUGUUGAAAGUAAGAAACAUACAAAUGGAUCUAUAAUGUUCAUAAAAGAUAAUGCGAUAAUUAGCGGCUUAAAAGCUUUUUAUUCGCAACUUGUUCUACCUUACCUAGAUUCUUGACAUGCUCUGCGUUUUCUUUUUUGAAGAAAGAGAGAAUCGGAAGAAAGAGAGAACCAGCACUGAUAGUUUUUUAAUUUUUUACGACUCGUAAAAUCGUUUUUAAAAGUAUUUUUUGCAUAAGUUUUUUGAUACGAUUAAACUCAAGUAUUUUGUUUGCGAUAUGAAAAUAAAAGAUAUAAUAGCAUAAAAUAGGACGAAUAACGACAACACUUGACAUACCGGUACAAUCAUCGCUUGGAUUUACCGCUGCAAAGUUUAGUUGAUCGGAAGAUUUGGCUAUGAGGAGUUACAUUGUAUGUUCAUAGUUCAAAAGACAAAAAAGAAAAGGGGAGCCAAAGUGUCUGUAAUGUAUCAAAAUAUAAUAUAGAGCCGCAGUGGAAAUGACACAAUCAAAUCGGGGGGCAAAAGUGAAUUUCUCUUUUUACCCCCCAAAUGACGCUUUACACUUACAGAAAACAAACACUGAUGCGAAAAAGACCACAUACAAGAGGAAAGUAUUUAUUCGCGCGUAGCUCGCGUACUAUAGUACAUAAGGCAAAAGAAUCAAAUAUGUUUACCUGUUUAUGCACAUUUGAAUAUAAAGAAAGAUAUAUAAAAAGCAUAUUUGAGAUAAAAAACUAUAUAAAGACCCUAAGUUGGUACAUAUAUUAUAGGAACGGCCUAGGGAAAAUGGAAUAUAUAUUAUCGGUGAAUAUACACGUGAUGAGGCAAAGCGAGAGAGAUUUUGUGACCGUGUAUCGCAUGUUAUCACGCACAUACACAUCCGCUGUUUCGUGUCGCAGUGAAACAGACGCCUCGUUCGAGCGACAAGACUUGUACACGUUUAGUGACGUUUACGUUCGCAGCGUUAUCAUUAUACACGUGCGCGUCGCACAUUGGCGGUAUUCCUUAUAUAGAUAUAAUGUAUAAUUUAACCGGCAAAAUAAAUGUAAAUCUAUAUGCACGUACGAGAGAGGGAAGGACAAGACUCGCGUUUUGCGCCCUUUAGGGCCGGUUUUUCCAACCUGUUGGUAAUCUAACUAAUAGUUAAAUCAUAUGUCUAUCUUUGUUUAAUGUAAAGGAUAAACAAAGACAUAUAUAUGAUUUAACUAUUAGUUAGUUUAUCAAAAGGUUGGAACAACCGGCCCUAAGAGCGUCCACAUAUUAUUCGCCCCGCCGAUCUCUUUUCGAUCGCUCGUUCGCUCGUAACGCACGACCUGACUGGAUAAACAUUACGUGGUUGUGACAGUACUGUAGUAAUGUCAAGAUUAUCGUUAUUGAUUUUAAGAUACCAAGACACGGAGCGCGCAUAUAUACGACCAGACAUAAGUAGUAAAGUUUAUCACGCGUGGACAUGAGUAACUCGUAUAAUUGAAACAUGCAGAAUAAAGACUUCCCAACUCUUUUCCUUUCGCUCUCGUAACGUGACGCGCCCAGCAAACGUAUGAUUUAAUUGUAAAACGACUCUCUACAAACAAAUAGGACACGUGUAAGCGACUAAUAACUCGGACCGUCCUGUGAUAUUAUUUUUAACGACGCUUCCUUUAUGAUUUGUCUCUAUAAAGCUUGACCGCGUAGAGAGGGAAUUUUUAAACUAUAUAUGUUUAGUGUUUGGCAAUUAAGAAGGCAAAGAUCAAAAGAAUUUGACUCGAUGCGAACGACAGACUGAUCUUUUUACGCUUGAAGACAUUAAAUUUGACAAUUUCGCGUUGCAAGACGCCGUGUAUUAGUAAAGCUAGUAUCAAUCUGUUGCGUCCGAGAAAACAUUUAUAAGUGCCAAUUUCGACGAAAGAGAAAAGAAAAAUUUAUUAGACUAAUCCAAUCUUAAUGUUCGUAAAUAUAUAAACGUGAACGUAUUAUUUAUGAUUGUUCUAUAUUGACGUUAAGUAAACUUUACACACGUUGGAGAUCGUUGAAUGGUAUAGUGAGGAGAACGGAAAAGAGGCCACAGAUAUUUUAAAUAACGAAGCGUUUAAAAAGCAAAUAUCUCGAAUAAAAAUGUUGCAUCUCAAACAGAGAAUAAACGUGAUGCGCGCAUGCAAAUUUUAUCGCAUGCAUUUUUCAUGAGGUAUCUAUAUAUUAUUAUGUCACAGAUGUUAUUAAUGGAGCCACAAUAUUUUCUUACGUAAUUUAUUUUUUCCUGAAUAUAAAAGUAUUAACAUAAAGCUAUAAAAAAAAAGUUCGAAAAUUUAUAAAAGAGACGGGAAUAUUUUAAAUAUAUUAUUUUGAUAGAAAAGUGUGAGAGAUAUCUCAUAAAAUAUCGAUUUUUCUAUAUUUCGAUUUAUAUCUUAUUUAUACAUAAAAUCAACAAGAUAAAUCGAUUAGUAUCUACAUGUCAAAAAAUUCUUUCAUAAAUUUUGCGCUUUCGACAUAUUUGAGGGUUGCAAAACGAAGACACUUUCUCCUUACCCUGGUAUAAAAAAACGUAGUUUAUUAUUCGUGCAAUAUUAAUUCUAUGUGAUUUCAUACCAACUUAAAUAUCCCUCCAACGAUGUUUGCUUUGGUUUUAAAGCAUUCCGUUUCUCCGGACAAACGUAAUUUAUUUACAAAGCGUUUCGAAUUAGUUGAAGUUGAAGAUUAGGAGAAAGAAGCGACGUCUCCUCCGCGAGUACUUUCUCGCGAUGCGAGAAAGUGAAGUAGAAUCGCGGUGGGUCACGCAACGGAGAGGACGUUACGGGGAAGCAUGGGAAAAUGUGCCGCGACGUAAUUUCACGCAGACGGGAGCCACGGAAGGAGGAGGACCUCCUCUCCUCCUCGGGAGGAGGUUCCGAGUGCGUGACGCGUAAGGAGCGGGCACACCGAGUGCGCGUGUGUAUAUGCGUGUGCGUACAGCCGUGACGCGAGGCGAUUGCGUAAGGGAUGUUGAUAGCGAGCGAAAAGCAAUCGUGCCGUUAUUCGCCACCGUAUCGCGGGUCUUCCGACCACAUUUAUUCUGUGAUAGACACGUGGCACACAUGAUGCGUUUACAAAAUAUAUAUACGGGUGUGCAUAAGGCGCGCGUACCCGCGAUGCUACGCUAUAUACGUAUAAUGUUAUCUAUUUAGGUUUAUUUCGCGAAAUAAAAGACGACUUGAGAUUAA
Molecule: messenger RNA, 6344 nt
Organism: Temnothorax curvispinosus
Lineage: Eukaryota; Metazoa; Arthropoda; Insecta; Hymenoptera; Formicidae
Product: putative sodium-coupled neutral amino acid transporter 11
Exons: 7
Coding region: 430-1923 (497 amino acids)
Biological process (GO): amino acid transmembrane transport
Molecular function (GO): amino acid transmembrane transporter activity
Source: RefSeq, a predicted model, not a curated record